Molecule: messenger RNA, 1443 nt
Organism: Laetiporus sulphureus 93-53
Lineage: Eukaryota; Fungi; Basidiomycota; Agaricomycetes; Polyporales; Laetiporaceae
Exons: 4
Coding region: 1-1443 (480 amino acids)
Source: RefSeq, a predicted model, not a curated record
AUGCAAGGUUACACCUCCGGCAUGGUCCAGUCACACAAGCCCCACGUCAAAAUUGCUGAACCUCCACACUACUCGGGCAAAGGAAGUCUGGAGGAUUGGCUUCAACAACUUGGCACAUGGAUGCGGUGGAAUGAGAUCAAUGAUGACAAGCACAAGAUCACCACAGCCCUGCUACACUUAGAAGGUGGUGCAUUCACCUAUAUGUCAGAAUAUGCAACCAAGGCAGCAGCACGGCAAUCACUCAGCACAUCGGAUGACUUUGUUGAUGUUCUCAAGGUGAAUUACAGGACACUCGACCCGGACAAAGAUGCGCAACAACACCUGAAGGGGCUCUGUGCAAAGACCUACCCUACCAUGGUCUCCUUCACAGAAACGUUCCACCAGUGGGCCAUCAAGACCAACCUGGGGCACACUGCACUCAUCGGUUAUAUCGCUGAACAUCGUGACAAGAACGUGCGCCAAGCAAUGGUGACACGAGACAGCUUAGGUAUCGCCGACCCGACCACAUGGCCGGAGUAUCUCGACCUCUGUCUACAACUCGAGUCAAAGUUCAGAGCUGAUAAGGCAGGACAGCGUGGGACAACAAUGGCAUCAUUGGCACCACGGGCUCUGAAAGACCCUAACGCAAUGGUCAUGGAUCGAGUAUCCACGCUCACCAAGGAGCAAGAAGGAUGGCUAGAAAAGAAAUUCUCCGAUGAUGGCAAGGUGAGGGAAGAAGCAGUCCAUGCUUUCAUCGCCAGCUAUGACAUGAAGGGAAAGGAAAAGGAGGCAGAACCGGAACCAGCUGUUGAAGCAGCUAGAAUUACGGGGGAAGAAGAUGAUGAGGAUCUUUUUCAGCAGGGAGUAAGGGAAGUCCAGACUGAGGCGCUCCUCGAUUCAGGAGCAUAUUCUUGUUACAUCAACCCAUGGCUGGUUGAUCAGUUGAAUUUUGCUACAAUCUCACUUGAGAAGGAGAUUAGGGUUUAUAAUGCAGAUGCAUCUCACAACAAGGGUGGAACCAUUAAGAAAAGGGUUCUUCUCAGCCACAAAGACGUUAUACUAGGCAUGAGUUUCCUCAAGGAGCAUAAUCCCGAAGUGGAUUGGAGAAAACUCACGGUCAAUUUCACCCAGUGCCCACACAGAUGUGCACCCUCACAGGUAGCAGUUCAGAAGGAGGACCUGGAAGACACAAACAUCCUCCACAUCGAAGACCUGAUGGAGUUCGUCGGUUCCCAGGAGUUAGGUGACAACUGGGACGACAUGGACAGCUUCAAUAGAUGGAUGUCAUUAUCAGAAGACCCUGAUGCACAAGCUGUAGUGUCACUUAUUAUGGACCUUGACACCAAGAGGAAUCAGGAUAGAGCACCACAAAAUGGAGAACAGGACAAAGACUACUGGUCAGCCUAUGUCCCUAAACACUUCCACGAGUAUGGUGAUGUGUUCUCUAAGAAGCAGUCAGAAUGA